Molecule: messenger RNA, 893 nt
Organism: Meleagris gallopavo (turkey)
Lineage: Eukaryota; Metazoa; Chordata; Aves; Galliformes; Phasianidae
Source: RefSeq, a predicted model, not a curated record
UCGCAAUGGACUCUCCCAGCGCUCGGUGCGUGUGGCGGAGGCUGCAGCGCUGACGCCGGGCUGGUACCCGCGGGCUGCUCCUGCUGGAUCCCCACGAGCAUCCUUCCUCCUCGGAGCAUCCUUCCUUCUCACAGCCGGUGCUGGAGCAGACCACGCGCUGACACAGGUGUGGGCCACGCGGAUGGGUAGCGCUGCUGCCCGGCCCUCCGCAUCCAACCGCGGCCCCCGGGCGUGAGGGCUCAGUCCCGAUUCAAAGACCCCCCCCCUAAAAAAGCCCCACGCCGCCAUCCCAUCCCAACGUCACCAUGGACGAGAGCUUCCGAGACCGGACGGCGUUCAUCCGCGGCGCCAAAGACAUCGCCAAGGAGGUGAAGAAACACGCGGCCAAGAAGGUGAGCAAGGGCAUGGACCGCGUGCAGGACGAGUACACCAAGCGCUCCUACAGCCGCUUCGAGGAGGAGGACGACGACGAGGACUACGCGCCGCAGGACGGCUACUACCGGGGCGGUGAGGGGGCGGCCGAGGAGGAGGGGGCUUCCAGCGAUGCCACCGAAGGGCACGACGAAGAGGAUGAGAUCUACGAGGGCGAGUACCAAGGCAUCCCGAGGCAGGACUCGCUGAAGGGCGGCGAGAGGCUGGGGGGCGAGGUGACCCCCGGGGCCUUCGAUGACAGCGAGGGGCAGCGGCGCAAGGACAAGGAGGAGCUGGCGCAGCAGUACGAGCUCAUCCUGCAGGAGUGCGGCCACGGGCGCUUCCAAUGGAGCCUCUACUUCGUGCUGGGACUGGCGCUGAUGGCCGACGGCGUGGAGGUGUUCGUGGUGGGCUUCGUGCUGCCCAGCGCCGAGAAGGACAUGUGCCUCUCCGACUCCAACAAGGGCAUGCUGGGUGAGUAG